Molecule: messenger RNA, 1355 nt
Organism: Parastagonospora nodorum SN15
Lineage: Eukaryota; Fungi; Ascomycota; Dothideomycetes; Pleosporales; Phaeosphaeriaceae
Exons: 3
Coding region: 1-1026 (341 amino acids)
Molecular function (GO): monooxygenase activity; iron ion binding; heme binding
Source: RefSeq, a predicted model, not a curated record
AUGAGCUCCUUGGUGCAGUUCGAGCCGUUCGUUAACUCAACAAUUCGAGAGUUCAUAAAGCAAUUGCACGAACGCUACGUUGAUGACGAGAAUGCUGACAAGAUACUCGAUUUUGGUAAAUGGUUGCAGCUUUUCGCGUUCGAUGUCAUUUGCGAGCUUACAUUCUCGAAACGCAUGGGCUUCGUCGAACGUGGAGAGGAUGUUGGAAAUAUCAUCUCCAACCUUCAGUGGAUGCUCAACUAUUCUGCUACACUAAUGAGCUCGCUAACUUCCAUCAAGGCCGGUCAAGUACCAUGGCUAGACAAACUCUUCCUCAAGAACCCAAUUCGGCGAUGGAUGAGCGCCCAUGGCCUCCUCGGUGGGUCUCCAGCCGUCCAAUUCGCACUCAAAUGCAUGUCCGAGACCAAGACUACGACAAAUACCGGAAAGAUAAUGGAAACCACUCGUCGAGACUUCCUCUCUCGCUUCCAAGAAGCCCACGACAAAGACCCGCGCUUCAUCACUCGCGAACGCGUCGUUGCACUCACAACCGCCAACAUGAUAGCUGGCUCCGACACGACCGGUAUAUCCCUACGCGCCAUCUUCUACAACCUGAUCCGGAAUCCAGACAAGCUCGCAAAGCUACAUGCCGAGCUCGAUCACGUCGUCAGCAAACGCGGCGUAAACCAAGGAGAUGGACUCUUUGCUUGGGACGAGGUCCGCGAGUUACCCUACCUCAGCGCCGUGAUCAACGAGUCACUGCGGACACAUCCCGCAGCCGGACUAGCUCUGGAGAGAAUCACACCCGUUGGUGGGCUGCAACAUGACGGUGUUGUGAUUCCAGGCGGUACUAAUAUCGGCUGCAAUGCAUGGGUCUUGCAUCUCGACGAGCAGAUCUGGGGCCCAAAGCCCAAAGAAUGGAUACCAGAGCGCUGGAUCGAUGCUAGCAGUGUUCACAAGUCGGAGAUGAAGAAUAGUCUCUUUAGCUUUGGCGCUGGGGCGCGGACGUGUCUUGGGAAGAAUAUCAGCUACCUGGAAGAUGUAUAAGCUGGUACCAGCCGUUGUUGCGCGAGUUUGAUAUUGAGUUGGCCCUAUCCGGAGAAGGAGUGGUCACUACACAAUGCUUGGUUUGUGAAGCAGUCGGACUUCUACGUGAAGCUACGCCUACGACAACCAACGAUGUCGGGAUAGUUUCAGUGACUGACCAGUUUUGAUCUUUUUAUCCUUUUACUUUGCUACACCCAGAUCAAGUCUUCUUUCGCAGUUUUCUUCCAACACCACCAGUGUUGUGAGAAUAACCUCAACAGUUCAGCUAUGGCAGAAGCGAAUAUAUAUACAUGAGCAUGAACAAGGAGAAACAUUAAACAUCAUACAAA